AUGACAUGUGCAACGUGCUACAGACAGCGCCUCCGCUGUCACUCCACGGCGAGAGCCACCCCUGAGAACCCCACACUGUCUGCAGAGCCCCACUCUGGGGCUGCGACACUGGCUCCAGUGCCUGAGAUCUCGGCCUCGGGAAUGUGCCCCAGGCCUGUCACUGACGGGCUCCGCAGCAGUCUCCCUCGGCCGAAAGCCCCUGACUCUGCACCUCCACCCACCACGCAGAGUGCCAACUGUGGAACUGGGUCGUGGCCGCCUCCCUACCGCCCCGGGGCCGGGCCUGCCCGAACGGGCGCUUCCGUGCGGGACAAGCAUUUCCACCCGCAGGAAUCUGCACGGACCAUCAGCAGGCCUGAUAAGCUGCACGGGCCGCAAGAGGGGACGCUCCCACCCACCACGGCCCGCCGGCCCCUGGACCCGGGCCCUGCCGGCUCUCGGACACCCAAGGGGCGGCGCGCGGCGCAGGCUGCGAGGGGCGGUCAGCCCGGCGCUGGGGAGCGGCCAGGUGCGCGAACACCGCCCGCCCGUCCCGCCGCUGACCGGCAGCGCCAACUUUCCGGGGCGACGGGACCGUCUCCAGGGCGCGGCGGUUUCCUGGGCGUGUGCACGUGGGCCGAACUCCACUGCGCUGGCGCUGCCGCCCGGCAACUCGCACCUCCGCACGGUCACUUCCCCGCGGGCCGGGGCCGCCGUCCGCCCGCCCCGCCUCCCUGCCGGGGUCGCGGGCCCUCCCCUUCGGCCGCAGCCCCCGGGCGGGGCGGGGCACGCCCGGCCUCCGCGACGCCCCGGCCUCCCCGCCUCCCCAGCUUCCCCCCAGCCCGGCUCGCCCGCGGCUCGGCUCGGCCUCCUCCACAGGCCGGCCUCCUCCACAGGCCGGCCUCCCCGCCUCCACGGCCCGGCCUCCUCGCGCGACGCCCCGGCUUCCCGACAGCCCGGCCUCCCCGGCUCCCCGGCUCCCCGCAGCCGCCUCCCCGCCCGCCCGCCCGCCCGCGGACAAAGCGCCCGCCCGCCGCGGCCGCCAAACAUGGCGUCGGCACAGCCACCCGAGAGGCCGGCGGCGACCCCGGCGGCUCCCGUUCACUCACCUUCGGGGCCGCGGCCGCGGAGCCCGGCGGCGGGCGCGGGGCCGGCGCGGCCGAGGCGGCGCUAAUGGCGCCCGCGGCUCCCCCGCCAACGGCCGCGCAGGCCCGGCCCGCCGCCGCUCUGGGCGCGGGCUCCUGUCGGCGGCGGCCCGGCGCGGCUCGGCGGCCGCGGGCUCUCGGGGCGGGCGCGCGGGGCGGGCGCGGGGCCCGGCGGGGAGGCCCGGCCGGCGGCGGCGGCGGGGCGGGCGCGGGGCGCGGGGCUGGCUCGGACCCCCGGGCCGGCUCGCUCGCUCGCUCCCCAGCGAAGCAAACAAUGCGGCGAGCGCUCCGCCCGGCGCGCUGCGUGCGAGACGCGCCCCGCCCUCCGCCGCCGUGA
Molecule: messenger RNA, 1461 nt
Organism: Manis javanica (Malayan pangolin)
Lineage: Eukaryota; Metazoa; Chordata; Mammalia; Pholidota; Manidae
Source: RefSeq, a predicted model, not a curated record